Molecule: messenger RNA, 1552 nt
Organism: Alnus glutinosa
Lineage: Eukaryota; Viridiplantae; Streptophyta; Magnoliopsida; Fagales; Betulaceae
Product: spermine synthase-like
Biological process (GO): spermidine biosynthetic process
Cellular component (GO): cytosol
Molecular function (GO): spermidine synthase activity
Source: RefSeq, a predicted model, not a curated record
CCAUUUCCGUCCAAACAAACAUCUACCUUCACAGGCAAGGAGAGAGAGUGAGACAGAGGAGCAAACAAUUGUAUCUCUUUCCCGCUCACUCUUUGCCCCUCAGGAAAAGGAAAUCAGAGAACAAAGACAGCGAAAAGAACAAAAUCUGUAGAGCAAUACAUUAUCACUGCCAUUAACGCCAGGCAAGAUCUAUCUACAUCUAGGCUGGAGCCAGAGAAGAAAAAGAUAAUAUAUGGAGGGCGGCGCAGGAAGAGGUUUGGAAUGCCAGAAGACUAUGGAUGGGAAGGCGAGUAACGGGAAUGGCUCGGAGAAGGUUAUACCAUCUUGUUGCUUGAAGGCUAGGGCUUCAGUCCCUGAGCUCGAGGCAAAAUGCCAUUCUACUGUUGUUUCUGGGUGGUUUUCAGAAACUCAUUGCUCUGGGAAAGCUAGCAAAAAGGUUUAUUUUAACAACCCGAUGUGGCCUGGAGAAGCCCAUUCACUAAAAGUGGAAAAGGUUUUGUACAAGGGAAAGUCAGACUUCCAAGAGGUCCUUGUUUUUGAGUCCUCAGCCUAUGGGAAAGUGCUUGUACUGGAUGGCAUUGUUCAACUGACGGAGAAAGAUGAAUGCGCCUACCAGGAGAUGAUUGCUCAUCUUCCUCUUUGUUCAAUUCCGUCCCCCAAAACUGUUUUGGUUGUUGGUGGUGGCGAUGGUGGUGUUCUUAGAGAAAUUUCUCGCCAUAGCUCUGUGGAGCAAAUUGAUAUAUGUGAGAUAGAUAAGAUGGUCAUUGAUGUCUCUAAAAAGUUUUUUCCCGAGUUAGCUGUUGGAUUUGAGGAUCCUCGCGUUCACCUUCAUAUUGGUGAUGCUGCUGAUUUUCUUCGGCAUGCACCCAAAGGGAAGUAUGACGCUAUCAUUGUUGAUUCAUCAGAUCCUGUGGGUCCUGCGCAGGAGCUUGUGGAGAAGCCUUUUUUUGAGACAGCAGCGAGAGCAUUAAGGCCUGGUGGUGUUCUUUGUAACAUGGCAGAAAGCAUGUGGCUCCAUACACAUCUUAUUCAAGAUAUGAUCUCUGUUUGCCGUGAAACAUUCAAGGGUUCUGUUCAUUAUGCCUGGGCUAGUGUCCCAACAUAUCCAAGUGGUGUGAUAGGAUUUCUUAUAUGCUCAACUGAGGGGCCUCCUGUUGAUUUUGUAAAUCCUGUCAAUCCUAUUGAGAAAUUAGAAGGAGCUCUCAAGCAUAAAAGAGAACUAAGGUUCUACAACUCAGAGAUGCAUUCUGCUGCCUUUGCCUUGCCAUCCUUUCUGAAAAGGGAGGUGAGCUUGCUUCGUAAUUCUCCGACCCCGGCACAAGGAAUCUGUGUUUCCUAGUUUAUCAUUAGCAGGCCUAGUUUGAUUUUUCAGAUAAUAUGGAAUUAGUCCCGCAUUGGAAAGUAGACGCUGGGUGAUUAUUGCACAAGUGUAGAUGGGGCAGUAAGCUCUGUUCUAGCUUUUAGUGAGGAUAUCUAUUCUUGCCUGUAAUAUUAUCGCCUCCAACAAUCAAUUUGUGGGUAACUACUUUUAUAAUAUACUAGCUUUGUGUCA